GCUGCUUUACCCCACUGAAUACGGGAACAUCUACCCCGAGGAGUUGUUCGCCAGUGCACCUUCCGGGCUGACUGUGCGUCUCCUCGCUGCGUCCUACGACUGUGACAUGCUCGCGGAGGCGUCCAGCUAUGCCUCGCCGACAGUUGUGGACAAGGCGGUGGACUCCGGCAACAACGCCUGGGCCGCCUUGGCUUUGGCGCACUUCGCAUCGGUGACAGGGCAAGGCUGCUACGGCACUGCUGCUAAUGAUAUUCUCGAGGCCAUCUCUGCGGCAGGCACCUGCAAUGAUGACUUCGGUGGAUUCUUGGCGCGCUUGCCACCCACGCGAGUUCAUCAACGUGCCACCGAGCACCAGAUCGACAUCUUUGCUUUAGCAGGCAUGCUCGGGAACGCCGAGCUUCAAGAGCGAGCAUCGCGGUUUAUUCAGAAGAUGCACGGGCGGCACGAGGCCUACCCAGACGCGUAUGCGCUGGGCACCGGCGCGCAAGUGAGGUGCGACACUGGCAGGUCACACUACGACCUGGUGCCAACCGAUGCGCAGUUCUGGAGCUUCCUCGCGGAGGCAGAUCCGAAUCAUGGUGCGGUGGGGAGCGCCAUUAGCUUUUCCAUUUACAGCGACUGGCUCUGGGACACAGAUGUUGACAAGCUAUCCGGCAAGGAACCGCCAGCUCACUUGCACGGGACCAAGUUCACCUCCAAGGGCUUCGGGAUCCAGUGGGAGGAGACAGCCGGGGCAGCGAUGGCCCUGGCACACUUCCUCUACCGACAUUCCGAUGGCAGUGAUGCCGAUUUCAUUCUCCAGCUGAAGUAUCGGCUAAACGCCAGCCGGCUGUCGCUCCGCACGCUGCUGCAGACCUACGGCGCAGUUCCGGCUUCGGUGCGUGGUGGAAACGGUCAGCAGUACACUCUGCACGAUUCGUACGGUCCAUUUCCUGGCGGAUCAGACACUGGCAUGGGCUUCUCGUACCUGCGGAUGAUCCACACCGCCAGCACCGCUUGGACGGGGCUCCUCAUGCUUUACCAGACCACAGAGGAGGACACUGUCUUUGAGGCAGCCAACCCGAUGCUGAUUUCGGCGAAUGCUGCAGUUCCCCUUGGUGGAACCGAGUGUCUUCCGCUGCAGGAGCCACCGGCCGCGGCAAUCUCCACACGAGAGUGCGUGCUGCGUGCUUCCUAA
This is a messenger RNA of Symbiodinium necroappetens, 1177 nucleotides long. The record is from the annotation of a GenBank genome assembly. NCBI's taxonomy places the organism in Eukaryota, Dinophyceae, Suessiales, Symbiodiniaceae.